ACAGCAGAAGUCGGUACACUCGAGUCGCCUCGGAGGGGCCGCAUAAAAUCCCGCAGUCGGCCGAACGGGCCUUGAAUUUGACGCCCGCCGGUGUUUCAAAAUGUUAAUACAGCACACAGUACACAACAUGGAAUGUCCGAGUAGACUGAAAUGCAAGUUUUUUUCCACUUUUGUCCGUGAUUACUUACUCUUUUUUUUUUUUUUUUUUUCUUCAGCAGGUUUAUGCUAUGCUAAGGCGUCACUGCCUGAACGCAGAUGGACUGCAGUUGAAGGCUGCAGUCUUGACUUUGGCAUUUUUCCCUUUUUAGCUGCUCCUGUUGCUGUAAGCCGUGACUCGGUAUUGCAGUUGUGACGUGCAGUGGUGUAAAAACGGUACUACGUUAGGUCGGCCCCUCAACAGGGGCCGAGCAGGAACGAGCUCCGUGCUGCUCUCUGCUGUUCAAAGACUAAAUAUGUAUUCCCAAUAUACUUGAUCAUCAUCAGUAAAAAAGAAGAAGAAGGAAAAAAAACGAAAUAGUCAGGGGAAGUAAAAGUACAAACUGAAUGUGUUGUAAUGUUGCAUAAGUGUGAACACCCUGUUAUCAGUCAGCUGUGGCCACUUGUAAGCGAUUACGUUAAAUAUUAGUCAGCGCACUUCGUGCCCGUCGAGGAUGCUCCGAUCCACCCCAGAUAAAGUCAAGAUGUUCUGCUUGUCUUUCCCUGGCGUUUAAUUUUGUUAUUUGCGUUCCAGCAGAAGGUUCAAGGUUUUGCGCGAACAAAGGUUGCUUUUUCUUUUUCUUUUUAACUGUUCAUAAUGGGAAUCGGAUUUAAGAACAACAUUGGGUUAGGUGAGUGGUGUUGGAGAUACGGACAAAAGUUUAUACAUUUUCUCCACAAGUCAUUUUUGUGAUGAUUUGAUGAAACCAUUCAAACAGAAAGUGCCUUUUUGGGACACUGGACGUGUUUUCGUAUUUGAACCAUAUUUAUGUAUUGCAAAUAAAUGCAAACUAUUUGAAUUGGGAUCUUGCGAGUUAUGUUGCCAUUUUUAAAAACCACAUGAAAACGGUUCCACAAGAUGGCGCUCGACCAAUCAGCACAGUGAACGGAAGGGGAAGCGACUGUUUUGAUUGGCUUGCGAAUUGACGCCAACACGCUGCAUUUCCGGUUGGCGAGGAACGUCAGAGCUCAAAUUUUGUUUUGUUUUCUAGUUCGUGCGGGGUCACGUGUCAAAUAACUUUUGGGACGUUCAAGACGAAAAAAAAAAACCCCCAAAAAAAACAAUUUGUCGUCUUGCAAAUGUCAACUGCAAAUAGGGAGGGACUCGUAGAUUGUGACAUUGAAAAUGUCUUUUGGCUUCAUCUCGUCUCGAUCGGUACCAUUUCCGACUCGGUGAGGUGUCCUUGAAGGCAGCUCGCGCCCGGCGCGUGACGCGGUGCGCAUGCGCGUCGCCUCUAGUCGGCAGCGACGUCUCUUUUGGACUUGCGUCGACGCCGUUGUGGACGAAGGGCCACCCGUCGAGCCGUCGAGCCGUCGAGCCGGCCCGCUUAGAGACGGUCCAUGGACUUCCUGCUGAGCGGCGCGGCGGCGUGCGGGGCGUGCCUGCUCACCAACCCGCUGGAGGUGGUCAAGACUCGCAUGCAGCUGCAAGGAGAACUUCAGAGUCGCGGCAGCUAUCAAGUUUAUUACCGGAACGUCUUCCACGCUUUCUACACCAUCGCCAAAGUGGACGGCGUGGCCGGCCUGCAGAAAGGCCUCGUGCCAGGACUGUGGUACCAGUUUUGUAUGAACGGAGUCCGACUGGGCUCGUACGCCGUCAUCGAGUCGUCGGGCCACAUCCACACCGCCGAGGGGAGGGUCAGCGGAGCCAAGGCCGUCGCAGCCGGGGCGACGUCGGGAGUGGUGGGGGCCGUGAUGGGCAGCCCCGUCUACUUGGUCAAGACUCAUUUGCAGAGUCAGUCGACGGCCUCCAUUGCGGUGGGACACCAGUACAAACACCAGGGAAUGUCCCACGCGCUGGCGGCCAUCUAUAAGGAACACGGCAUUCAGGGACUGUGGAGGGGGGCCGGCGCCGCCAUCCCCAGGGUCAGCGUGGGGUCGGCGUCUCAACUCGCAACCUUCUCCUCUGCCAAAGAGCUGGUGCUUGAUCUCCAGGUGUUCGCCAAGGACAGCUGGCUGGUGGCGCUGAGCGCCGGCAUGAUCAGCAGCGUGGCGGUGGCGCUGGCGAUGACGCCUUUCGACGUGGCGAGCACGCGCCUCUACAACCAGCCGGUGGAUCAGCGGGGCCAGGGGCUGCUUUACAAAGGCUUUGCCGACUGCUUUUCCAAGACUCUGAAGAAGGAGGGCGUCGUCGGACUCUACAAAGGUGCUGCUGCCGGCGCUUUACAUCCACUUGACUGGGGGGAAAAAGGAUGCGGGACUUUGGGCAAGAAUGCGCGAGGGAGGGCUGGACGUCCGGCUGAACUUGUGCCCCCCUCCCCUUCAGAUGUUCUUAUCGAUCGCGUUUGCGGCGGUGGGAGUUUGAGCGUGGCCGCGCUGGCCCUGAAGAACGGCCCACUCUGUAAAGUCGUCUCGAUCUGGGCCACGCCUUUCAAGGACAGCGACCCGCACUACCUGAGCGACGACAGGUGGUGGGGCAAACGCACGGAGCCCGAGAACGUCGUCCGGUUCAACGUGGGCCUGUUCGGCACCCUGCUGGCCUGCGGCUGCCUGCAAGCGCUUCUGUGCGCCGUCCAGAUGAUCAACGGCCUCGUCGGCUGCCUCUGCGGAACCUGCGGCGGGAAAGGCGUCGUCGGAGCCCCGCCCGGACAGGUCGGCGUUUUAAGACGGAACCCAAAGUUCACGAUAAUCUUCAUCGAGGAACCGGAAUUCCACGUACGCCUCACGCUAACGAUAGGAACACGAGAUCCGCGUACGUCGCACCCUCGCCGUUAUAUUUCACUUCGCUACAAAGUCCAUCAAUGAUGCCCAAAGAAGACGUUCGACUGCAAAAUCAAAGUUGGUAAUUAUGGUUGGCACCUUUCUCAAUACAACAUUUCGACAAAGGAGAUUAUUGUACUGCAAAACUGUGGCCUUCACACACGCGCGCAAAAAAAGUCGAGAUUAAAAAGGCCGAGGCCGUACAAGCCGAGUUGAAACAAAAGGCAAAGAAGUCAGUCAGUCAGUUAUCACAAUUGCGCGUUUGAUUCCGUUUCAAUUCAUUGGCUUUGUUGAAAAUCGCUCCGUAAGAUUUCGGAAAAGGACAAUUUCAAAGGAAACCUGAGCGAGCGUCUCCCAUUUUGGUGCCAUUCACGACAUUGAGGUAGGCAACGACGACAAUUCCGCGCGGAGUGGCGGUCUGGGAAAAAGACUGCCGGCUUACUAAUGCCGGUUAGAUGCAAAACCGCGUCGGCGCGGGCGUUCCCCACCGUCCUCGAACGCCACACCGGCGGGAGUUGGCGGCCCGAAUGCGUCGGCGCGGCCGCUCCUCCCUCGCUCGUGCGAGUCAG
This is a messenger RNA of Syngnathoides biaculeatus (alligator pipefish), 3464 nucleotides long. RefSeq names its product solute carrier family 25 member 35 (gene slc25a35). NCBI's taxonomy places the organism in Eukaryota, Metazoa, Chordata, Actinopteri, Syngnathiformes, Syngnathidae. The transcript has 8 exons. Gene Ontology annotation, cellular component: membrane. The coding region runs from base 1537 to 2940 and encodes 467 amino acids. The record is from RefSeq and is a predicted model, not a curated record.